GGGCUCACAAGGCUGAUCCUGCUGCUCAGGAGCAGACAGGCUGCAGGUUGCAUGGUCUCUCAGAGUCAGUGUCUUCAAUGAGAGCCCGCGAUGCCUGUGCUGUACACACCCAUCCCUCAGAACCUCCGCCUGGGCCUGGCUCACUACAGCAGCUCCCUCUUCACUAACAACAGGACCAGGGACAGUGGAGACGGGCAGGGCAGCAAAGCAGCACAUGAAAUGGUGUCCCACCUACCUCUGCAGAUGCUGCUCUACUUCAAUACCUACUAUUUUCCUUUCUGGUGGAUUUCCGAAGUUCUUAUGCUGGAGUUAAAGUACUGCUUGUUACCAGGCUACUACCAAUCUCUCCUGGUCAUUGGGAUGGUCAUCAUCACUCUUACGGAGGGCCUGAGACUCUACCUUGGUUAUGUAGGGAACUUGAAGGAAAAGGUUCCAGAGCUAGCUGGAUUCUGGCUCCUCACCUUCCUGUUCCAGCUCCCCAUUCUCCUGUUCUUCCUGACGGACGAGGCUAUCAUCAUCCUUCCACUGGAGAGGGCUGUCCACGUCAUCUACCUGCUCUUCCUCCUUUCUGAGGUGCUUGCAGCUUUCCUUGCACUCAGGGUGAUGACCCGGAAACUUACCCUGCAGUUCCACCUCAGUCAAUUCGAAGACACGGACAAAACCCUAGACAUCAACCAGGUGGUCCCCAUCCCACCAGGCAGAAGCAAAUUCCCCUGGACCAGAAAUAUUCAUGUUUAUUGAGAGGUUUAUUUAGCCUUUUGUUGCAUGUAUUGGUAAAAACGGGCUAUCCCCCAGGAGCUGAACAAUACUGUGUAUGAUGAAUGGUUAGCUCAAUUCACUCUAUCACAGAGCUAGCUCUUUAGCAGAGGUAACACUUUUAAAGACCUAAACCAAGUAGACAACUCUUUCAGCUAAUGCCUUAAUCAGUCCUAAGCAACAAGUCCCAUCAAUACUUACAUCCACAAGUAGUUUUUUUGAAAAGUAACUGGACAAAAGAACCUGCAGCAGAGUGAACAUGACUGGUUCUACACCAAAAGAUGGAAUCUUACACUAGCUAAAUGAACAGUUCAUUGGUAUUGAUGAUUACAAUGUAGUUUUUCAUUAAUGUUGGACAGAUCAAUAUUCAUGAAUAAAAAUAUUUUCAAAAGAC
This is a messenger RNA of Acipenser ruthenus (sterlet), 1150 nucleotides long. Its product is annotated as transmembrane protein 17A-like. The transcript is spliced from 4 exons. Gene Ontology annotation, cellular component: ciliary transition zone. Bases 91 to 741 code for a protein of 216 amino acids. NCBI's taxonomy places the organism in Eukaryota, Metazoa, Chordata, Actinopteri, Acipenseriformes, Acipenseridae. The record is from RefSeq and is a predicted model, not a curated record. Gene Ontology annotation, biological process: non-motile cilium assembly.